Mytilus trossulus (common blue mussel) is the source of this 2821-nucleotide messenger RNA. Its product is annotated as F-box/LRR-repeat protein 7-like. Gene Ontology annotation, cellular component: cytoplasm. Bases 310 to 2091 code for a protein of 593 amino acids. Gene Ontology annotation, molecular function: protein binding. The transcript has 3 exons. Lineage: Eukaryota; Metazoa; Mollusca; Bivalvia; Mytilida; Mytilidae. The record is from RefSeq and is a predicted model, not a curated record.
GUCUAUUGUUUCGUCAACUUGGGUGUGCUACAUGUACAAGUAGUUGGUCAGUCAAAAAGUUAAUUCCGAAUUCAAAAAAAGAAACAAAUUCUUUCAAUUUAUUUUUGAAACUUUUGGCACAGUUUUUCUUAAAUGGAUCACCGAAGUACAUAAUAGAUCAUGCAAUAGUUUAAGAUUGGAUUACUAUACAAAAAGUCACAUAACAUGUGGAUUAAACAAGCCUGACAAAACAUUCCCAGAACAGAACUUUCUCACGGAAUAAUGUGAAUUGUAUUUGAAUGUCGAAGAAGUUGAAAAGUGGUUUUGAACAUGGCUUUAUCUAUGGGAACUUUAGAAUAUAGACAGUUUAUGCAAUAUGACAGGCUUGUUUUCUUUGUUGAAACUGAUGAUGAAUAUAAUUUUGAAGACGGGAGUUCUACGUCCACUUAUAUACCAGAAAAUGCCACUGAUGACACAGACCCGAAUCAAACUUGCACCGACUCAAUAAAUGACUCGUCAUCAGGAUUUGCCUCUGAUGCAGCGAGUCAUACAUACUCAAAGACUAGCAUGUCGACCUUCAAAGGAAGCUGCUCUGACAGCAGCGAAUCUGGACGGGUAUCGUGUAGAGAACCAUUGUGGUCAGGGACAAAGACUCCUACACACAGAGAACCUAACCAUUAUAAUCCACGUGACCUAAAUAUGCAAUACAGAAUGUCUACACCGUCACCAAUGUCUCAUAAAUCAUCUUCGUCCGUGAAAACAACAUCAUCUAACCGUUCGUCCUCAAAAUCAUCCCACAUUUCAUCACACAAACUUCCAACCGCGCCACCUGUGAUAAGUUAUAAAAAUCCUGCAUAUGAAUAUCAGUUAGAUAAACAUAUUGAAGAAAUUCAGUAUAAUAUUAAACGAAUUGAGCUUCAAGACGGCCAACAGUACAUUUCAUCAAAGCCGAAAUCACGUCACCAUAAACCGUCUCUUUUCGACUUAGUGACAGAUGACGUCAUUGUGAACAUAUUUUCAAACUUGCCAACCGAUCAGUUGUGUCGCUGUUCUCGAGUGUGUAACCGAUGGUAUCGGUUGUCAUGGGAUCCGUUACUAUGGAAACGCAUUGUUAUAAAUAGUGAGAAGAUAAACGUUGAUAAAGCAUUGAAAUAUUUGACAAAAAGACUAAGUUACAAUACUCCCACAGUGUGUGUGAUUGUGGAAAGAAUUAUAUUGACUGGUUGUGAAAAGCUAACUAAUAAAGGAUUACAUACGAUAGCGAAACGCUGCCCAGAGUUACGGCACUUGGAAAUACAGGGAUGUGCCAAUAUUACUAAUGAUUCCCUCUUUGAAAUUGCAUCUUAUUGUGUAAACCUGGAAUAUUUAGAUACUACUGGAUGCCCUUGUGUUACAAGUGUUAGUCUUACCACUCAAGUAUUAGAACAGGCCACAGCACACCAUCUUCGACAAAUCUACCUCCGCUUUUUGGACAUGACAGAUUGUUACGCGCUGGAGGACGAAGGACUACAAACACUUACUCUUCAUUGUACUCAAUUACAACACUUGUAUCUUAGACGAUGUGUGCGUAUAGGUGACGCUGGCGUUCAAGCCAUAGGUAUUAACUGUCCGUAUAUCAAGGAACUUAGCAUUAGUGACUGUAGAAAAGUAACCGACUACGGAGUGUGUGCACUCUCGAAAAUAGGAGACAAUUUAAGAUAUUUAAGUGUAGCAAAGUGUGAUAAAGUUUCUGACGUAGGUGUAAUACAAUUGGCUAAAAAUUGCCGGAAGUUACGUUAUCUAAAUGUAAGAGGAUGUGAAGCUGUCUCAGACGACGCCAUGGAUGUUUUAGCACGAAACUGCACGAAACUCAAGUCUUUAGAUAUUGGAAAAUGUGAUGUAACGGAUGAAGGUUUACAGGUCCUUUCACAUAAUUGUUCUCAACUAAAGAAACUAAGUCUUAAGUCUUGUGAUGCAAUUACAGACGACGGUGUAAAAUGUAUAGCCAAGAAAUGCCGCCAUCUUGAACAACUCAAUAUUCAGGACUGCCAUCUGACAGUAGACGCUUACCGAGCUGUAAAACGUUACUGUAAAAAAUGCUUUAUUGAACAUACAAAUCCUGGUUUUUAUUAGCAAUAUAUAAUGACUUGUAUGAUUGAAUAAGGGAAUGGCCUAUCUCUCUUCACAUUCUUUUUAUUCUACUGAUUCUUCCGGCUACAUAAAUAUAUAUUUAAAACGUAACUUCUUCUUUUCUGCUCAUAAACUGUUUAAUAUUAGCAGACAUAUAAGGUUUCCGCAUUUCCCUCACUUAUUUAUGUAAUAUGUGAAGUCCAAUCAGAAAUUCAAAGUGAUCUUAAACAUAGUGCAAGUGAAGUAAUUUAAAAUGACACAAUCCUCUCGAUACGUCUUGUUCGCAUUUUGGCAAGUACGACUUUUCGUCUAUUUUACACUCUAUUUUAAUCUUUUUGGUAGGUUUUAACAUGUUUCUGACAUUAACAAUGAUUCUGUUUCAGUCUACUAGUAUAUCCUCAAAGAAUUGCGGAUGACUAAAUGAUAUUCUGAAUGUAAAUUCCACCAAAUUUCAUAGUGUUGAAUUUUGAAAAAUAAAAUCCCCCCUAUUCUUAAGUUAAAUUAUGGCUCUCUAACAGUAAAUUAUAAAGCGAAAACAAAGAUCGUUCAGAACAUCAGAGAGAUUUGAGCAUUCCCAAAUGUCCCGGUAAGCAUAUAUUCCAUUUUUAUGUAUAUUUUAUCAUGUAUAAUCUACAAGAAUCAUUAUAUAUUAUUAUUAUUAAGUUCUUGUGUUGAUUGUUUUUGUUUUACUAAGUUAUGUUUGUUACAACAGUGCUGGAAAAUAAAAUAUUAA